This is a messenger RNA of Oryzias melastigma (Indian medaka), 1725 nucleotides long. RefSeq names its product myeloid-derived growth factor (gene mydgf). The coding region runs from base 98 to 607 and encodes 169 amino acids. Lineage: Eukaryota; Metazoa; Chordata; Actinopteri; Beloniformes; Adrianichthyidae. Gene Ontology annotation, biological process: positive regulation of angiogenesis; positive regulation of endothelial cell proliferation. The record is from RefSeq and is a predicted model, not a curated record. The transcript is spliced from 6 exons.
UUUGGCUCUCCUUUUGUGACGUAAUUACCAGUCGACGGGGUCUCUGUGUGUCUCCGGUUUUAGCUUUCAGCGACACACAACACCAGCACUGAAAGAAAUGGCAAGCCCUGGAUUUUUCUACAUUCAUAACAUGGCGUUUCUACUUUCAUGCGUGAUCAUUGCGGCGUUUUUUGCGGCUGAAGCUUCAACUGAGAAGACGAAGACAGUGGAGUUCAAUGUGAAACCAGGAGGAGUAGUGCACAGUUUCACGGAGGGAGUUGGGGAUCAUGAGUGCACCUUCACCUAUGCUUCACAAGGGGGCACCAAUGAGCAAUGGCUGAUGAGUGUUGGUCUGAGUGACGACGACACGCUCUUUUCCUGUUCGGUGUGGAGGCCUCAGGGGAAGUCGUACCUGUUUUUCACUCAGUUCAAAGCCGAGCUUAAAGGAACCAGAAUUGAAUAUGCCAGCGCAUAUUCCCAGAUAGCAGCAGGAGGACAGAGCGACGUGCCUCUGAAGCCGGAGGAGUUUACCGUCAGAGAAUCAACAGUGAUCCACAAUGAUGGGAAGUUCAACGCCCAGCUCUCCAAACUGACCGCCAUUGGACGGACGCAACACGACGAGCUUUAACUGCUCAGAAGUCCGACGCUGCUUCGACCAAUCGCAGCCUUUGCUGAACUCUGGGAGGGAAGCGAAUAAUGAAAGAGGAACUUUAUUCUGGAGGGACAACUGAAGGCUGAGGCUGGACGCAGAAAAAUAUCUAGCACCUUUUUUUUUUUUUAACUUUUAGAUUAAAACACAGGAAGAAAUUUCUGAUCUGUUCAAAUGUUUUUUCUUUUGUUUAUCUUUGUGAAAUUGAUUUUGGGUAGGAUAUGUGCGUGAAUGUAAACGGUGGAGGAUUGGUGUCUCGGGGGAUUUCCUAGUAAAGACAGGGCAGCACAUUUAGACUAUCCGUGGAUUUUUCCAUCUCCUGUAAUCCCGGGAGGAAAGCGAGUAAUCCUCGGGAUCGUAAUGCAAACACACAAACGAGUUUAGAUUCCUCAAAGAAGGAAAGCAGAACCCCAGUCUGCGUUUACGGUUUUUUAUCUGCAGAAAACUUUGAUCUGGGCUUGUUUUUCUGGGUCUUCUUUGCUUGAUGUUACAGUCGAUCAGUCUUUUUGUUGUUUUGAAUCUAAAUUUUAGGACAGAUUUCGAUUUCAGUUUGAAGUUUUCCUCCCUAUACUCUCAUUUCAUGGAACCCCGCUGAAACCUAAAGCCCAAAUACUGGAGGACAGAGCAUGCACAGGCAUUUGGAUGAUAAUGCAGGGGGGCCAUAUAUUAGAUAUGCCAGCACAUAUAUUCCCCCGGCUCUCCUGAAGCCUCUGCUUUCAUCUUUUAUUGCCACAGAAGGGGGAUCAGUGAAAAUACCAUGCAGGUUUCUGAACUUCUUCAUUAUCACUUGUCUCUCCGCCCCUCCCGCCAUAGCUGCUCUCUUAUGUGGAGAGCACGGCUGCUUUAUCCAGCUGACAUUGAUCCAGCCCUCUAACAACACCAGUGUCCAAGGAUUGAAUUCAGAUUUGAGGAUUUUGGUGCCGUUAUUCCAGUGUGGACCGUGUUGGUUCCUCUCCAGGAAAGAGAAAAACCUCCAAAUCCCGACUCAAAGUGGAGAAAACACACAUGAUGUUACUCGUUUUCUUCUUCCACCUGUUGCCGUUCCGAUUCAUGAUGAAAUGUGACGGGUGUUCCAAUAAAGACGUGUUGUCACUGCC